Molecule: messenger RNA, 2133 nt
Organism: Linum trigynum
Lineage: Eukaryota; Viridiplantae; Streptophyta; Magnoliopsida; Malpighiales; Linaceae
Source: the annotation of a GenBank genome assembly
UCUAAAUUUCUUUUUACAUAAAGAUCAGAUUUCAUAUGGUACCGUAUAAAUUAGAGAACUAGGAUAACUGCAUGAUUUUUAAGUGAUUCAAUAAUACAAAUGACAUCUAUUACGAGUUUUUUUCACUCAAGAUCACGUAUUCAUAUUAGUAAUAGUCUUUUUUGAUACACUUGGGAUGGAUAUGAUGAAAAACAUAACAUGAAUAUGUGGUGUCAAUUGGCUGCAAGAUUAUAUUACAAAAUUUAAUCAGUAAACAACACUCCUUGAUUGAAACAAACAAGAUUAUAUCACAAACAUAAACCCUACAUUGAUGGUAAAGAAUAAGUCACUGCGAUAAACCAAGAAUUGGUGCAUGCAGAAUUUCCACUGUAAUUAUUUUGUCUCCAUAUCGUAAAAUAAAUAAAUAAAAGGAAUUAUAUUGUCUCCGCAUAACUAACAGAAUGUUUAAGUCCCGACCAAAAAAAAAAAAAAAACAGAAUGUUUAAGCUUUCCAUAAAACAAAAGGCAAGAUAGAGAAAAACCGAAUUUUUAAGCCAACCAACCUCUGCUUCUUCUUUUUAACUGUAAAAAAAAACCCCUCUGUUUCUUCUCCUUCCUGUAUAAAUAGCACUGCCCUCCGAACCUCCAUUUCACCAAUUUCUACAGUAACACUUCCCCCUCACUUUGCCUCAUCAACAACAAUGGAGAAAUCUCAAACCAAAGUCUGCGUCACCGGAGGCUCUGGCUUCAUCGGCUCCUACCUCGUCAAGAAACUGCUGGAAAAGGGCUACACCGUCCACGCCACCCUCCGCAACCUCGAGGACAAGGCGAAAGUGGGUCUCCUCACUUCCCUCCCCAACGCCGAAACCAAUUUGGUCCUUUUCAAAGCCGACAUCUACAACCCGCACCAGUUCCAAGCCGCCAUUAAUGGGUGCGAGUUCGUUUUCCACGUCGCCUACCCUCUCCAGCACAGCCGCAACAGCACCACGUACAAGGACAGGAUGGAAGCCAUGGCUGCCGGGUCGAAGAGCAUAGCGGAAAGCUGCAUCAAGUCGGGGACAGUGAAGCGGCUGAUAUACACCGCCUCUGUCAUGGCGGCUUCCCCCCGGUUUCAGGACGGGAUUGGUUACGGCGCCACCAUUGAUGAAUCGUGCUGGACUCCUCUUAACCUCUCUUUCAAUUACAGCGAUACUUUCACUUUGGAAUAUACGAGGGGAAAGACAAUAGCGGAGAAAGAGGUACUGAAGUACAACGAGGCCGGCGGCGGCGGGAAGCUGGAAGUGGUGAGCCUGGCGACGGGAUUGGUCGGAGGCGAGACGAUCCUCUCGCACGUGCCGAUGAGCGUGGAGGUCAUAAUCUCUCCAGCCACCGGAAACGUGUUUGGUUACAACCACGGGCUGAUGUUGAUACAGGAGAUUCUGGGAUCUGUGCCGCUGGUCCACGUGGAAGACGUCUGCGAGGCCCUGGUUUUCUGCAUGGAGGAGAAGAAGGCAAGUGGCGGCAGGUUCCUGUGCGCAGCUGGCAGCCCGAGCGUCAGGGAAAUCGCCACGUAUAUCCAGUACCACCAUCCCGAGUGCCACGUGGAUGACACGCUGAUGGGGGAAGUUGGGAAGGGAAUCAAGUUGGACAACUCGAAGCUGAUGAAGAUGGGGUUUAGGUACAAUUAUGAUGCAAAAGCUGUUAUCGAGGACAGCUUGGAGUGUGCCAAACGCCUUGGUGCUCUUCCUGACCAUUGAUUUCGGGUGUGGAAACCCUAGUUUCUCUUUUCUUUUGCCAUGCAAGUGUUAUAUAUGUUCCAUCUAAUAUAUGUAAUCUUGUGGUCUUAUAAUGAUAUAUACGAAUUUCUUCUUUAAUUAUACAUGCUAAUUGCUAGCUGUAUGUUUGGUAAACGAUCAUGUUCUUAGUAGCAAUAUUGACUGGGAUUUGUGAUAUCGUACCUUUCCGGUACGUGGUUGAACUAUAAAACGGUCCAUGACUGUAGCCAAGCCAAUAUGUACAAAAAAGUUUGUAUCAGAUUGAUAUAUGUGGCAAAACUCCUUACUAACUAUGUAUCACCAACAUGAUUGACAAUGAAUUAUAUGGUUGACUUGAUGUGAUAAUUCUUCUCCAUCGUUAGGGUUUCACAAAUAGGGAUACUAAAUUGUAUCAAUUGAA